AUGCCACAUAAAGAUCUUGAUGCAAUUCCAAAUACUUCAUUGCAAGAAUAUAAAAAUAUUUUAAUUCAACAAAUACAUCAUCAAUUACCAUUAAGCUUUAGCAGAAUAGAAAGAAACAUAUUAUCAAUCCCAUGUACUGAAAGUCAAUUUUUUGCUAUUUUUGCAGAACAUAUUCAUCAAUUUUCUAACAACUCACGAGGUCAAAAAUGUUAUAAUCAGAAUCAGCAAACAUAUAUUGUUUUUGAAUGGCUAUCAAAUCAACCAUUUUGUUCUAAUAUUGAUCAAAAUCAAGAUGAUAUUAAUCCUAUAGAAUUA
Cetraspora pellucida is the source of this 315-nucleotide messenger RNA. The record is from the annotation of a GenBank genome assembly. NCBI's taxonomy places the organism in Eukaryota, Fungi, Glomeromycota, Glomeromycetes, Diversisporales, Gigasporaceae.